AUGGCGCCAAAUAGCCAGACGCCUGGCGACUAUGAUGGCCUGUCCUCGAACCAAAUUCCCCUCCAAGACCUCUCCAGAUUCGAAGGCCCCGCCGAGGAACGCGGUAGAGGUCGCGCCAACAGCGCGGGGAACAGUCUUUUCUCUCGACGGUCAUUGUUAAGAGGAGGGUCGCGGAGGCAUUACCAGAGCGUAGCCGAGGAUUCACCGGUUGAACUAGUCGGCGCGAUCAGGAAUCCGUUCCGACCAGUUCGUUAUGGCGGCCGCGACUCCGAUGAGAUCCCUCCUGAAGCCCUGGCGCAAGCAAUGUCAUUUGGUGCUACGUUCGACAACUCGCACCCAACAGCGGCUACGGCCGGGCCUUCUUCGAUGCAUGACUUUAAUGAUUCCACUUCCGAUCUCGAUAAUGUGCCGCUGGACGCCUAUACUUCUCACGAUCACGAUGGCUAUAUGGCCCCACACGUCGAAGAUGAAGACGACACCGCGCGAUUGACGGAUCCACGAUAUUUGCAACCUAUUAGCGGCGCCUGUGGCGAAGAGGGCCGACAGAGCAGUGACACGGGUGUUCACUCUGUACACUUUGGACAUGGAGCGCGACUGGGCGAUGACCUGCCGCAUCUCGAGGAAGGAUUGUCGCGAAGUCGUGGCAGUAGUGCCCGGUCUCGCUCUCUGUCUCCAUCAGCGUCUGGUGGAGCUCUGCAAAGAGCCAGCUCUAUGGUGAAAUCCAUGUCGCAACGUGUGGUCAACUUGAGUAAUGAGCCGGAAGUUAUUGAACAGUCCAUUGAGAGAGAAGAGUCUCACAAAAAUUCGCGACUUGAAGGUCCUCCAAUGCUCCCAGCAAUGCCAGAAUAUGCACAUGACCCGUCACCUAAUGCAACUGGACGGGAAAAGCGGUCAUCAGCAAAGUUGUGGCGAUAUCGAAACAACCCAUUCCGAGGCAGGUCACUUGGUAUAUUGGGUCCGGAUCACCCUCUCCGACUAUGGCUGUGCGAUAUUCUCGUCCAUCCAAUCAUGGAACCCUUCAUUCUCGUCAUUAUCAUCAUCCAGACCAUCCUACUCAUUGUGGAAUCAUCAAAAUCCGUUUUCAAUCGACCAUUAGCGGUGCGAUGGGGCGGCACCCCACUAGACUACGUUUUUUUCGUCAUUUUCGCCAUUUAUACCCUUGAAAUCACUGCCAAAAUCCUCGUUUCCGGCUUUAUAUUCAACCCAGCAGAGUAUAGUACUCUCAAUCGAUCUUUAGGCAUUCGCAAAGCGAUUGCGGAGAAGAGCAGGAACCUGAUCACGCCUCAUCGACAAGCGACAGUUAAAAAAGUCUCGUUUCUCCCGCAAGAACCGCAGGGUUCUAUUCUUCGGUCGUUUACUGGAAUGAAUGCAUUAGAUCCUAGCGCGGGUAAUUACGACGAUCCUCUUCAUAAACGCCGGGUUAGACUUGCCCAUCGGGCUUUUCUUCGGCACUCAUUCAACCGGUUAGAUUUUGUUGCCGUCGUGGCUUUUUGGGUUUCCUUCUUUCUCUCCCUGAUGGGCGUGGAGUCAACGCAUCAGCUGUACAUUUUCCGAAUGCUCAGCUGCCUUCGAAUUUUGCGUCUCCUCGCCCUCACGAAUGGUACAUCUGUAAUUCUUCGAAGUUUGAAACGGGCUGCUCCUUUGCUGGUUCAUGUUGCAUUUCUCAUUGGAUUCUUUUGGCUUCUUUUCGCCAUCGUCGGAAUUCAAAGUUUCAAGUCCAGUUUCCGACGUACUUGUGUCUGGGUCGAUCCAGAGGGCAAAAACAACUAUUCAUCCGGCGAGCAAUUCUGUGGUGGAUAUCUUGACAGCGUCACUGGAGCGGAAAUGCCUUGGCUGGAUCAUUUUGGUAACCCUUCCACUUCUUCCAAGGCGAAAGGGUAUCUUUGCCCACAGGGCUCGCUAUGCAUGGAAGGGCAAAAUCCCUACAAUGGAACCCAGAGCUUCGACAAUAUCGUGCAAUCUCUCGAGUUGGUGUUUGUUCUUAUGAGCUCCAAUACCUUCUCCGACCUGCUCUACAAGACCACCGAUAGUGACUACCUCGCGGCGGCACUAUACUUUGCUUUCGGCUUGGUUAUCCUGAGUUUGUGGCUGGUCAACUUGCUUGUUGCCGUCAUCACGCACUCCUUCCAGGUUAUUCGCGAAGAAAGUAAGCGCAGUGCAUUUGCCGUCCAACAAAUCGAUGCACUCGACAGCGAUGAAAACCUGAAUCGGAAAAUCAGCCCCCUCAAACGCAUUUAUGACAAGACCGAGUGGCUGUGGGUGUGCCUCAUCUUCUUUGAUCUGGUUGUCCAGGCUUUGAGAAGCGCCUCCAUGUCGCGCGAAAGAGCCCAGUUCAUUGAUAAUACCGAGACUGUGGUGACUCUUGUCUUCCUGAUCGAGAUUGUCUUGCGGUUUGCAUCAGAUUGGCGUGUCUUCCAUCGAAAACGCCGCAAUUGGUUUGACCUCUUCCUCGUGGUAGUGACCUGCGUCAUUCAGGUUCCUCCGAUCCAUAAUUCAGGUCGCGCGUACACUGUUCUCACGCUCUUUCAGAUUCUUCGAGUGUACAGAUUUGUCUUGGCAUUCUCUGUCACUAGGAAGCUGAUUAUGGUUGUCUUCCGAAAUGUUGUUGGUUUGCUUAACCUGAUCUUCUUCCUGUUCUUGAUGACAUUCCUCGCAUCUAUCUUCGCAACCCAACUUUUCCGAAGCCAGAUCCCGCCUGAAGACUCUAGUGGUAAUGCAAUCAGCAUCACCUUUGCUGAUAUCUAUAACUCAUUCUUGGGAAUGUACCAAAUUCUCUCGAGUGAGAACUGGACAGACAUCCUGUACAAUGCCCAGACAUAUACUGUGAGUUUCAAUACGGCCUGGAUCUCUGCUGCAUUUAUUAUUCUAUGGUUCAUCGUGGCCAACUUUAUCAUUCUGAAUAUGUUCAUUGCUGUUAUCCAAGAGAGCUUUGACGUGUCAGAAGAUGAGAAGCGAAUGCAGCAAGUGCGGGCGUUCUUGGAGCAGAAGCAUCUUGGUGGAAAUGCGCGAGGCAACCUUGCUCUAUCCAAGAUUCUCCGUCUAGGCAGAGACUCGGAUCGCUACAAGGAUCCUUUGGACCAUGGUCCUGCCGCGAUGGAAAUGCUUCUCAAGGAUGCUGUUGUCCGCGACUUCCUUGACGAGGAGCAAGAGAAUGCAGAAGCUGAACAUGAAAACCGACGUCGAGAAAAUACCAUGGUCCCGGACAGUGCGAAUCAAGAAGCCAUCGAGCCUGGCGUACUGUCUCGACUAUGGACAAAGGCCACCUCGCUCAUUCUCGGCCGUGAACCAAACCCGUUCUACUCCAAGCUGCAAUUUUCACGAGCUUACGAAGAACUGGACCCGCGGACAAUGGCGAAAGAAGUCGCGUCUGCGGCCGAGGCCAGGAAGCGUGCGCAACGAGAAUAUCUCGUCAAGCAUCCUAAUUACAACAAGUCCUUGUUCCUUUUCUCGCCACACAAUCCCAUUCGCAAAGUCUGCCAAAAGAUUGUCGGCCCUGGACGGGGCAAUCAGCGAGUUGAAGGUGUGGAUCCAUACAAGCCGGUGUGGUAUGCAUUCUCGGCAUUCAUCUACGCAGCAAUUGUGGCCAUGGUGCUCCUUGCCUGUAUCACUACACCCCUGUACCAACGACAAUACUUCCGCACCACCCGCAAUUGGUUCGUGUACACUGAUAUGAGCUUCGCUGUUAUCUUCACAGUCGAGGCACUGAUCAAAGUCGUCGCUGAUGGAUUCUUCUGGACACCCAACGCGUUCUUCCGCAGUUCUUGGGGUUUCAUCGACGGUAUCGUGUUGUUGACUCUAUGGAUCAGUGUUGGCAGUUCACUAAGGAAAGACUGGAACAUUUCUCGUGCCAUUGGUGCAUUCAAAGCGCUCAGGGCUUUGCGUUUGCUGAAUGUCUCGGACAGUGCUAAGGACACUUUCCAUUCGGUCAUCAUUGUUGGAGGAUGGAAGGUCGUUGCCGCGGCGGCCGUUUCGAUGAGUUUCCUCAUUCCAUUUGCCAUUUAUGGUGUCAACCUGUUUAAUGGACAGAUGAUCUCAUGCAAUGACGGCAAUUUCGCGGGCAAUCUGACAGCUUGUGUUGGCGAGUAUGCCAGUUCCCCGUACAAUUGGGAUGUGCUGGCUCCGCGAGUCGCAGCCAAUCCAUACUACGACUUUGACGACUUUGGCGAUUCUCUCUUCAUCCUCUUCCAGAUUGUUUCCCAGGAAGGCUGGAUCGACGUUCAGGAUAGUGCGAUGCAAAUCACUGGAAAGGGGCUGCAACCGCAGGACGGGAGCGCGCCGGAGAAUGGGCUGUUCUUCGUCGUCUUCAAUCUGUUGGGUGCAGUGUUCGUCUUGACGCUGUUUGUAUCUGUGUUCAUGCGUAAUUAUACAGAACAGACUGGCGUAGCGUUCUUGACUGCCGAACAACGAUCUUGGUUGGAAUUGCGGAAGCUUCUUCGACAAAUUUCGCCAUCCAAGCGGUCGUUCAAUGAGCGAAGCAACAAAUGGCGCUUAUGGUGCUAUCGAAUUGCUGUCAAGAAACAUGGGCGAUGGGCGCGGUUCGUCACUGGUGUUCUCAUCGUGCACUUGCUUCUUCUGGUACUCGAGUAUUAUCCCGAGCCUAAUUGGUGGGCGACAACUCGCACCAUCUUGUUUUUUGUGUUCAUGUUCGUCUACAUUGCCAACGUGCUCAUUCGGUUGAUUGGUCUUGGGUGGCAUCGUUUCAGUCGAAGUUCUUGGGACCUUUACUCGCUUGCUGCUGUCCCUGGCGCAUUCAUCACCAUCAUUCUCGACUUCUCAUAUCCAACUCAGGUCGUGCUGGAGUUGAACAAACUGUUCCUUGUCUCAAUCGCGCUGUUACUUAUCCCACGGAACAACCAGCUUGACCAGCUCUUCAAGACUGCCGCGGCUAGUCUGCCGGUAAUCGGUAACCUCCUGGCUACCUGGUUCGUAUUAUUCCUGGUGUUCGGCAUCGCCAUGAACCAGGCCUUCGGCCUCACCAAAUUCGGCUCCCAAGAAAACCACAACAUGAACUUCCGUGACGUACCAAAGUCUCUGAUCCUCCUAUUCCGCGCUAGUUGCGGUGAAGGAUGGAAUGAGAUCAUGGAAGAUUUUGCGACGAUGGUACCUCCACUUUGCACAUAUGAUUCCAACUUCCUUGACGACGACUGCGGCAGUGCCGCCUGGGCUCGGACCCUGUUCAUCAUGUGGAAUAUCAUCAGCAUGUACAUUUUUGUUUCGCUGUUUGUCUCGCUUAUUUUCGAGAGCUUCUCGUACGUCUAUCAACGCAGCAGUGGACUGUAUGCGGUUAGUCGUGAAGAGAUUCGCCGCUUCAAGCAGGCGUGGGCGACAUACGACCCGAAUGGAACGGGCUACAUCACCAAAGAGCAGUUCCCCCGGCUACUUGGGGAACUCUCUGGUGUCUUCGCCAUGCGGAUCUACGACAAUGAGUUCACUGUUGGAAGGAUUUUAGACCAAUGUCGAGAAACUCCUCGCGAAUCAGUGCACUCAUUGAGUUCGAUGCACAACGCGUUGCCUCUUCGCUCUCGAGAAUCCGUCCAGUCAUUGCGGCCCAAUGGCGAAAAUACUCUCGCGACAGGUGUUGAUCUCAAGAAACUCUCCCGUAUCAUCGACCGUAUCCCAGUCAAUACCAUUCGUGAACGACGUCAACGCCUGAAUACCUUCUACGAAGAGAUCCUCGUUUCAGCGGACCCAGAACGAGGAAUUUCAUUCCACCAGUGUUUGAUGAUUCUCGCGCAUUACAACGUCAUCAGCGACAGCAAGAGUCUCCGACUGGAAGAAUUCCUCCGCCGCCGAUCCCGACUCCAACGUGUCGAGGAAGCCGUCCGCCGUAACACGGUCAUCGGCUUCUUCGAUACACUCUACUGGUCUCGCGAAUUCCGUCGGGCCUGCGACCGCAAGAAAUCCAGUCGCAUGACCGCCGUUCCGCAGUUCACUGUGCCGGAGAUUUACGUCGACGAUCCCGUUGAAGAGGACCCGGAAGAGCACGCACCUGGAGUCAUGACGCCGCGAACCCAACCAGACCCCGAUUCACCAUUUGCGCCCAUGCUCUCGCCUACGUCGACUUCUCAUCGGCGCGCUGAGUCAAGCCCGACUGGACGCCGGAAUGAUCUUCCCCGGUUGGAUACUACCUUUAGUGGCCGUGCCUCUGGUGCUAGUACCCCUACAGAAUGGUCCAGUAUCAGUCCGUCGCGCACCCCGCGUCGGAUGUAUGGUGAUCGGGUUUCCUUUGAGUCUGGUGAGCGCGACGAGUCGAAUCCUAGAGCCGACCAUUCCCGGCAGAAUAGUGCGAUUAGUGUGCAGGAUGUGAUGCACUCGCUGGACAACUCUGCUUGGGGCGAGAGUAUCCGACGGAGUUUCACGCAGCGGCGACCGGGUGAUCGAUCAAGCGAUCACUAGACCAGUCGUCUUGAGUACGGAGUGCAUGUGUUGACUUGUGCCUCCCGAUGAGAGACGAAAAAGCCAGCCUAUGGAGGUAUGGUCAUAUGAUUGAAGAGCCUUCGGUUCUGUCACGCAAUUUCUUUUCCUCUCUUCCUUUCUCUUUCUUCCACCUUUCCCUGGACAUUCCUUUUUUUUGUAUCCCUGAAUGAUUAGACUUCCGAGGGGUCCCUUUUCUUUUCCUUGCUGUAUUUCCAGUUCGUGUGUUUGGUCGGAUGAUUUCCAUUUCGCUGUAUAUUACCCUCUAUGAUCCCGGUAUCCCUGGGAGCAUUUCUUUGCAUAGCAACGGCGUGGACUUCUUGGCCAUUUUGUCAUGGAUUUCAUUUUCCCCGGCUUUUUGUCAUUUCGCCUCCUUACUCGGUCGGAUAGACAGAGAAUUAGUAGAAUUCAUACCCCGGGGUUAAUAGUCAAUAGGUUCAAUAGAAAGGGC
Messenger RNA from Penicillium subrubescens, 6865 nucleotides. RefSeq names its product calcium channel protein CCH1 (gene cch1). Gene Ontology annotation, molecular function: calcium ion binding; high voltage-gated calcium channel activity. The coding region runs from base 1 to 6396 and encodes 2131 amino acids. NCBI's taxonomy places the organism in Eukaryota, Fungi, Ascomycota, Eurotiomycetes, Eurotiales, Aspergillaceae. The record is from RefSeq and is a predicted model, not a curated record. Gene Ontology annotation, cellular component: membrane; voltage-gated calcium channel complex. The transcript is spliced from 3 exons. Gene Ontology annotation, biological process: calcium ion import across plasma membrane.